Fusarium oxysporum Fo47 is the source of this 3643-nucleotide messenger RNA. RefSeq names its product D-mandelate dehydrogenase-like dehydrogenase. The transcript has 12 exons. The record is from RefSeq and is a predicted model, not a curated record. NCBI's taxonomy places the organism in Eukaryota, Fungi, Ascomycota, Sordariomycetes, Hypocreales, Nectriaceae. Gene Ontology annotation, molecular function: NAD binding; hydroxypyruvate reductase [NAD(P)H] activity; glyoxylate reductase (NADPH) activity. Bases 487 to 3579 code for a protein of 1030 amino acids. Gene Ontology annotation, cellular component: cytosol.
UGAAUCUGCAACUUCUGCUUGGUGGGGGAUGGAAAUUUUGAUACCCCACAAAGAUAAGCUCACCGAGACUCACCGAGCUCACCGACCGGGACAGAGCCAGGCAUCUUGGAAAAGCGUGGAUGGCAAUUUAUGUCAAACAUACUGCCUAUACACAUUUGAGAGCCUCUUGAAGUAAACAAAUUGCCUGAAUGAUGAGUAUCUGCGGAAAAUUGUGCUUGAAUACUGGAAUAGAAAGAACCUCGCACUACCGUGUUGGGUUAUUGGACGCUCUUGCACUUGUACCCCAUGAAUGUCUCAACUUCCCUUGUGCACCAGCAUCAUCUCAGUUUAUCAAUCUUUCACCUACGGCCGAACCUAAAAGUACGCAAGCUCAAUUUACGCGAUCCAAUCAUUCAAUAAGACCCCGUGGCCGUGAAUAUGCAAGUGUCUGUCUAGCGUUCGUUACUUGCCAACGUUCGACCGCCGUCUCCAGCAGACGCAUUAGCAAUGCUUCCCAUCACGACCUGUUUCGUUGCAGGACUGCAAUAUCUGAUACAUCCUUUAAAGCUUGGAACGAUUCAAGAAACCAUCAACCCUGAUGCUCUGAUUCCAAUCACGCUCCUGUCAACCGAGGAAAUCUUUGGCGAUCUCGAAGGAAUUCUACAGCUGUUCGAUUCAAUUGAUGAUGUAUUUGUUCCCGACUUUGGUUCCAUUCUUGUCGAGAAGAGCGGAGACAAUAGUAGUCAAGUCCAAGUCGACACGCGACAGAUCUAUCAUAUGGAUCAAAUCAAGGCUCUAGAUGGCUUUUCUGAGUUACCAUCCGGCCCCUACUUUCUCUACGGCCCGAACCUUUACCAAGCCUGGCGGCUGUAUGAUGAUGAAUUCGGAGCUUUCACUUCUGGUGUAAUACCUGAUGAUCUGAACCAACCAGACGAGUUCCAACCCCUGACUUCUUCGUCUAUUUACGGGGACUCAGUUACAGUCCCUGUGCCAUCAAGACUUUACCACCCUCAACCUUCUGCCAAGAAGCCUUUGUCUGGUGUCCGUGUUUCUAUAAGCGACACGAUAUCCUUGAAAGGAACCUAUACAACCUUUUCCAGUCGCGCAUGGAAAUCUCUUUACAGAAAUGCCUCGAGUUCUACAGCUAAGUAUGCACAGAGCCUGAUUGACCAAGGAGCCAUCAUCGUCGGAAAAACGAAGAUAUCGCAUCUUGGUGCAGGUGCAGAAUGGGUUGAUCAACAAGCUCCUUGGAGUGCAAGAGGUGAUGGGUAUUACCGGAUGGAGGGUGGUUCAGUUGGCGCUGCUGCUGCCUCGGCUGGGCACUCAUGGAUUGACUACAGCAUUGGUGUCGACGAUGGUAGAGUGAUGUCCGAGGGUGGUAUAUACUCUUUGAGUCAGCCUGAAAACCUAUCAGCGGACAUAUUUGCGGCAUCAAAGUUUGACAAAACUCGAAUCUUUAGUCGAAGCCUCAAGGGACUCCUCGAUUUCACGGCAAAUGCGAAGGCCGGGGCUUCUGAAGCUUCCUCCGCGAGGAUAAUCGUACCAGAUGACUUGUCGUCACCCGAAAAGUCACAGAAAACAGCCAUUGCGACUUUCGUGUCGAUUCUACAGGAUCUGUUGGACACGAAAGUUGAGUACAUCAAUGUGGGCAAGAUUUGGGAGAAAAGCCCCCCAUCUGAAGCGUCGAAUGAGGGAAUGCAAGCAUACAUGCAAAAGGCACCUUUCCUGUCAUGGUGUUAUGAUUACUACCAUUCCUUUGACACUUUUCGAGAUGAAUAUAAGCAAAAGUUCGACAAGAAGCCGUUCGUCGAGGCUACGCCGCAAUUCUUCUGGAACGAAUGCAAGUCGGUGACGGAGGAAGAAAACCGCCAAGAUACAGAACGUCUUGGAGUAUACCGAAAAUGGUUCCGUGAGAACAUCAUGCGCACUUCUACCCUCAAUGCCAAGGGAGACGCAGUCGUGAUCCUUCCAUGUGGAAAAUCCCAAGUUGAACAUCGGAACGAUCCUGUGGCUCCACCAACCAUCUACAAAGGCAUCGACUCUACAACACUGGCGCCGAUAUUGGGGGCUUCCCUGUUAUCGUUUCCAUUCACCCAGGUACCCUAUGAGUCUGACAUUUCUGGAAUGACAGAGUAUCAGCCAGUUUGCAUAUCGGUUCUCGUCCACGGAAAUGACAAAUGGGCCAUUCAAUUGAUCAAAAAGACUCUAGAGGCAGGGCAUCUUCCCACCAAGGUCGACGUCGGACGGUUCACGUUUCCAGUCAAGAAGUCGGAUCAUGGCAACAAUCAAGUACAAGCUCCCCUAUCGGGUCAGAAUGUGUCGGACGAGCUUAUGAGAUCUCCCCACACGAAAACAUGCAAUAAAUUUCCCCACGAUGUUCUGGUGGAUACGAGAUUGGGGCCCCGGAUGAUAGUUACCGGUAUUUGUGUAUCCCGGUACCGGCUUAUGCAGGCUCCCAUUUGGAUAUUACCAGCUUCUACACCGCGAGCUACAUCUCCUGCUCCUCAACUUCCCUUCAUUUCUCAAGGAUCUCUGUCAAUACGGUCAUCCAUGACAUCCUCAAAACCCCGGGUUCUUCAUAUUGGAGACCCUGUCAAAUACAAUCCUGAAACAUAUCUCCGUUUCAGCAUUCAGUGUGAGGUUAUCAGACCGCCAACUGAAGAGCGGCAACGGCCAGAGUUCAUCAAAGCCCUCAAAGAAAAGAGAUGGGGUGAUUUUGAUGCCAUAUUUCGACCAUUUUGGGGAACUGGAGGUGAAAUGGGAAAAUGGGACCAAGAGUUGAUUAGUCUGCUGCCACAGAGUGUCAAGGUGUUUGCAAGUGCAGGUGCUGGCUUUGACUGGGCUGAUACGAAGCUAUUGGGAGAACGAGGAAUCAUCUACUGCAAUUCUGGCCUCGCGGCUGCUGAAGCUGUGGCUGACUUUGCCAUUGUUGGGAUCAUUUCAACAUUCCGGGUUCUCCCAUGGUGCAUCUCAUCCGCCAUGUCCGGGGACGAGGAGGCCUUCAAGGAAAACCAUCGUGAUGCUACAAUGCAGUCGUACAACCUUCGGGAUCAGGCUCUAGGAAUCAUUGGAUUUGGCAACAUUGGCCAGCAAAUCGCUGCUCGUGCCCGACAUGGAUUUGGUAUGGACAUUCACUACUAUGAUGUGCUUCCCAAGCCUGCUGCUGUCGUUGCUCCUGUACGAGCUACUCACCAUGAGACGCUUGGGAGUCUACUUGGUCGAUGCGACUGCGUUGUUCUCUGCACACCAGCUGGUGAAGGCACUCUGAUCGACUCGAAGGCUCUGCCAUCCUUCAAACGUGGAUCGCGGUUUGUCAACAUUGCACGAGGAAGUCUUGUUGACGAAGAGGCACUGGUUGCAGCCCUCCGAGAUGGUACACUGUCAAGCGCGGCUCUUGAUGUUCACGCAAACGAGCCAAAGAUACAUCCUGAGCUGUUGGAGCUUGCUAAGCAGGGUCGUGUGUUGGUGACAUGCCAUAAUGCUGGUGGGACGGUCGACACCCACAAGGGUUUUGAAGAGCUGAGCAUGAGAAACAUCAUGGCUGUUCUCAGCGGCGGAGAGGCCAUUACUCCUGUGAAUCUAGAGUUUCUCAAGAAGUAGCACAAUGGACAGGCGUGAAUAGAGGAUAGAAGCAGGUAGCAUAGAAUCAUGAUAACGAUUACCU